CUUUACAUCAGUGUGUGUGUUUGUGUCAGAAUGCCGGAGUUUGAUGUGAUUGUUCUGGGAACUGGACUGAAGGAAUGUAUUUUAUCUGGUCUGAUGUCUGUAAACGGCAAGAAGGUUUUACACAUCGACUGUAACUCGUUUUAUGGAGGCGAGAGCGCGUCCAUUUCACCUCUGGAAGAGCUGUAUAAGAGGUUCCAGGUUUCCACUCCGUCUAAACCGAUGGGACGCGGGAAAGACUGGAAUGUGGAUCUGAUUCCCAAAUUCCUUCUUGCUAACGGUCAGCUGGUGAAAAUGUUGCUGUACACAGAAGUCACCAGAUAUUUGGACUUUAAAGUGAUUGAAGGAAGUUUUGUUUACAAAGGCGGCAAAAUUCACAAAGUUCCCUGCACUGAUGCUGAAACUCAGACUUCAGAUCUGAUGGGGAUGUUCGACAAGCGCAGAUUCCGCAAGUUCAUGACAUUUAUUCUGAAUUUCGAGGAGAAUGAUCCGCGGACGCAUCAUGACAUGGACCCGCACAGAACCAGCAUGAGGGACGUGUUUCGACACUUUGACCUGGGCACUGAUGUCAUCGAGUUCACAGGUCAUGCGCUGGCCCUACACGUCAAUGAUGAUUAUCUGGAGCAGCCGUGUCUGAUGACCAUCAACCGUAUCAAGUUGUACUCAGAGUCUCUGGCACGAUACACCAUCAGCCCGUAUCUCUACCCCGUCUUCGGUCUGGGCGAGCUGCCGCAAGGCUUCGUCAGACUCAGUGCUGUACAUGGGAACAGCUACAUGCUGAACAGACACGUCGAUGACAUCAUAAUGGAGGGAGGGCGAGUGGCGGCGGUCCGAUCCGAGGGAGAGGUGUUUCGCUGUAAGCAGCUGAUCUGUGACCCGAGUUACAUGCCCGACCGGGUCAAGAAAGUGGGGCGGGUCAUACGGGUCAUCUGUUUACUGAAUCACCCAAUCAAAAACACCCAUGAUGUCAACUCAUGCCAAAUCAUCAUACCGCAAACACACCUGAACAGAAAGUCAGAUAUCUAUGUGUGUAUGGUGUCGUACUGUCAUAAUGUGGCAGCAGAAGGGAAGUAUAUUGCUGUCGUGAGCACAAUGGUGGAAACCAGUAACCCAGAGAAGGAAGUUCAGCCUGGUUUAGCCCUCCUGGAGCCCAUCAUGGAGAAGUUUGUGUCGGUCAGUAAUCUGAUGGUCCCUACAGACGACGGCCGCAGGAGUCAGAUCUUCAUCUCACGCUCAUACGAUCCCACAACACACUUCGAGACGGAGACUGAUGACAUCAUGGAUCUGUACCGCCGCAUCACAGGGUCAGAGUUCAUCUUCAGGGACCCCAGAGACUGUGACGUCGACUCUGACGAGUAGAAAACCACGACAGACAAACCAUAAACACACACAAAUCACACACUGUCAGAAUAUGUACUGUAUUUGAUGAAGAACGCACUUCUCGGCUGAUACUAAAGUGCGUUCUUUUAGGAAAGCAAGGAAGUAGUAUGAACAGAUUCCAGACAUACUUAAUCUGGGAACAUGGACACUGAACCGUGACCCGAACAUAUGACAUUAUAACAAUAACUGCAAUAAUAAUCUUCUCUGGUUUUGUUAAACAAGCAUCAUUUAAGCAGAAGGAACAACUUUCUUAGUAAAUAUACCACAUUAAUUGAAAAAAGUCGCUCAUCUUGCGAUUCACCGCCAUCCUUUUCCUUAUUUAUAUUAUUCAUGCUGGAGGUUGUAGGUCGUCUGGGUAUUUUCUCACUUAAUGUUUUAUGAAUAAUGAUGAUUUAGAUAUAUGACUCCAUUGACACCGUUUUUGGCAUACUAUAUAGUAGGUAUCGAGUAUAGUAUCGAUCACUUCCCUACUAUAUCACUUGAAUUUUGACCUUCAUGAGCACAUGUUCUUUCUAACCAUGUGAAAUUAUCCAUUUAUAUCAAACACUUUUACCCAUCAACUCAAAUGAACAUCAAUACAAAAGUAAUGCCUAAAAUAUGAUAACACAACACAAUAAAUCUGUAAGAAUAUAUCCUAUUGGCCAAAAUAUAAUCAAUUCACUAAAUAUGAGGGGCAUUUUGUGUGGUUUAUUUCAGAGCUGCCACUGACUGUUUUCUGUUAUUUGUGAUGUUUGUGUGGUAGAGAACUGAAUUCAAUAAAGAAUUG
Messenger RNA from Myxocyprinus asiaticus (Chinese sucker), 2143 nucleotides. RefSeq lists its product as uncharacterized. The transcript is spliced from 11 exons. NCBI's taxonomy places the organism in Eukaryota, Metazoa, Chordata, Actinopteri, Cypriniformes, Catostomidae. Gene Ontology annotation, cellular component: cytoplasm. The record is from RefSeq and is a predicted model, not a curated record. Gene Ontology annotation, molecular function: Rab GDP-dissociation inhibitor activity. Bases 31 to 1356 code for a protein of 441 amino acids. Gene Ontology annotation, biological process: small GTPase-mediated signal transduction; vesicle-mediated transport; protein transport.